This is a messenger RNA of Ipomoea triloba (trilobed morning glory), 1338 nucleotides long. RefSeq names its product serine/arginine-rich splicing factor RS40-like. Lineage: Eukaryota; Viridiplantae; Streptophyta; Magnoliopsida; Solanales; Convolvulaceae. Gene Ontology annotation, molecular function: RNA binding. Bases 442 to 1113 code for a protein of 223 amino acids. Gene Ontology annotation, biological process: mRNA splicing, via spliceosome. The transcript has 6 exons. Gene Ontology annotation, cellular component: nuclear speck. The record is from RefSeq and is a predicted model, not a curated record.
GGACAAGCAAGUGUUAAGUGGAGACUCAUUGCAAAAUGAAGCCUAUCUUCUGUGGGAACCUGGAUUUUGAUGCAAGGAUGUCUGAUGUGGAGAGGCUUUUCAAAAAAUAUGGAAGGGUUGAAAGGGUUGAUAUGAAGGCCGGAUUACUUGGAACUACCAUGAUCUUCCCCCGGAUGGAUGAUUCUCUGCGUUUCUUUUUUGGCUUGUGCCCACGAAUACAUGUUAUUAUGUGUGUCUCAGGGAAUCAUUAUGAUCUGCCAUGGUCCUUCCACCCCACACUUUUCUCAGACCAUUGCCCUUAGCAUUCCUCAUGACCUUGCUCCAUCCUCUCAAUUUCUGACUUGUUUCGGCAUAGAUAGCUUGAGCAUCUUGGAUCCUGUGGCAGCUGUUGAGUUCAUUCAGAUUUUUCUUUUUUCCCUUUCCCUCUUUACCCCCUGACUAAUGAGAGUUUUGGGUGGUUUUGCUUUCAUCUAUAUGGAAGAUGAGCGUGAUGCUGAGGAUGCAAUAAGAAAACUUGACAGGAUUGAGUUUGGCAGAAAGGGGCGAAGACUACGUGUGGAGUGGACCAAGCAAGAACGUGGUGCUAGGAAGCCUGACACCUCAAGGAGGUCUUCAGCUAACUCAAAACCUUCAAAAACCUUGUUUGUGAUCAACUUCGAUCCAGUUCAUACACGGACAAGGGACCUGGAGAGGCAUUUUGAACCAUAUGGAAAAAUAUUGAAUGUCAGGAUUAGGAGGAACUUUGCAUUUAUUCAAUAUGACUCUGAAGACGAAGCCAGCAGAGCACUAGAGGCAACAAAUAUGAGUAAGUUAAUGGACCGAGUAAUUUCAGUGGAAUUUGCAAUUAAAGAUGAUGAUGACAGAAGAAAUGGUUACAGCCCUGAAAGAAGAGGCCGUGACUAUUCCCCUGACAGAAGAGGAGGCUAUGAUCGUAGACGUUCCCCUAGUCCAUAUCGUAGGGAUCGGGGUAGUCCUGAUUAUGGACAUGGAUCUGUUCCUAAUUCCAGGCCUCCACCAGCCAGGGGAAGUCCCGAGUACGGUGAGGUGCAAAGCCCUUCGAAUGACAGAUACCACAGCCGUUCACCCCCACCACGCGAGAGAUCCCGAUCCUGAGAAGCAAGAGUUAUGGAGUCAGCAUUUGGGUACUUGGUAGGAAGGAAGUUUUGCUCUGUUACGUAGCAACUCUUCAAUCUUCAAAUUGUUGUAACUUACUUUGAAUUAACCUUACAGUCAACUUCGAACAUUUCUGAUCUCCCCUGCGUGAUGUAGUUGCUAUUUUACUUAGAUUGCGGAAUUCUAAAUGCUUUUAUGCUCCUAAGAUUUUCUCGCUUUCUAGUC